Helicoverpa zea (corn earworm) is the source of this 1401-nucleotide messenger RNA. RefSeq lists its product as uncharacterized. The record is from RefSeq and is a predicted model, not a curated record. Bases 591 to 1280 code for a protein of 229 amino acids. Gene Ontology annotation, cellular component: transcription regulator complex; nucleus. Gene Ontology annotation, biological process: regulation of transcription by RNA polymerase II. NCBI's taxonomy places the organism in Eukaryota, Metazoa, Arthropoda, Insecta, Lepidoptera, Noctuidae. The transcript is spliced from 2 exons.
UUUGACGAGUUGCUUCAAUAUUACCUACCUUUUCUGCUCUAUGAAAGAUCGAAGAAGGAAAACGAGACAGCAAAAGCAACUGAGGUUGCCUAGCUUCUUGAAUUGGUAGGUUUUUUGACUGCAAACGACUGUAGUUCGGUCAGACAACUAGAGGCAAAAAAUGUCAUUGUGGACCAAGUCAAGGGACCUUAGUAACAGAUGGAAAAGUGCAUCACAUGUUCAAAAUCAAAAACAUAUCUUACUUAGGUAAGUAAGUAGAAUCAUGAACCGAUUUAUAAUGAACUUCAUAAUAAAUCACAAAUAACUAAGUUGAGUGAAAGUAAACAACUUAAAAUAGCUAAUGCGGUGACCGUACAUUCUGCAACAAAUAUCCGCUGCAAAAGCAAAUAUGUAGUUUUCUAUAAGGACGAUCUGGCAACGUCGCGUCGCCGAACGGAGACGAAGUUCCCCGAAGCCUCGAACGCGAUGGGGCAGACGCGACGUGACGCGCGGCGGGGCGGGGCGGGCCGCCGGCGUUGCCUCACUGCUCAGUAAACUCACAGAAGUCACACAGUGCACCAAACACUUCGUGUAGCGGGACGUCACCAAACAUGGAUGUAGUUCAGUUAAUUAAAUUAGUCAAGAAACAUGAAUUUUUAUACAACCAAAAUCAUCCCAGUUAUAGGAACACAGACCUUAAGAAUUCGACAUGGGAGCUUAUUGGACGAGAAAUGAAUGAAUGUCGUGAAGCCUGUAGACUAAAGUGGAAAACCGUACGAGACGGUUAUAUAAAGUACAAGAAGCUAUCCCAAAUGAAGAAUAGUAAAGUUAGUAACUACGUUUGGAGCACCCAAUUGAAGUUUCUGGAUAACUACAGUUAUCGCAUCAAAGGAAUGUCGAAAUCUAUGUCAGAGCAGUCGGAAGGGUCGCAGACAGCGGCACAGGAAGUGUCACCGGUACAGUCGCCAUCACCACCGCCUCUAGUGCCGCUAAGAUCAGUACCAUCAACAGAAGCUAACUCACCGAUGCAAACAGACGAAGAAUUACAAAGCGUCAUUGAGAGAAAUUCAAGUCAGCUUGAGAAAUUCAAGCAAAUAGAUUCUACCGAUCUCCUUUUUCUCAGUUACUCGGGGACAUUCAAGAAGUUCUCAGCGAGACAACAAGCCCUGAUGAAGAUAGAACUGGCCAAAUUGUUCGCAAACGCUGAACUGGAACAGCUGCAGGCUGGACAACAUAGUUCACAGAUAAAUGAUGAUGAUUAUUCAACGCUCGUUGUUAAAGCUGAAUUUGAUGACGAAUAGUGACGUUCUAGGUUACAUUGUAGAGUACUUAAUAGUUAUUCCAAUUUAUUUUCUAAGCAUUCACUAUAGGUUAGUAACUAACUGUUAAUGUGAUAUAUUCCUAAUAAAAAAUAUAACAGAG